This is a messenger RNA of Fukomys damarensis (Damara mole-rat), 2521 nucleotides long. It is a transcript of the gene Aasdhppt, whose product is annotated as aminoadipate-semialdehyde dehydrogenase-phosphopantetheinyl transferase. Lineage: Eukaryota; Metazoa; Chordata; Mammalia; Rodentia; Bathyergidae. Gene Ontology annotation, cellular component: cytosol. Bases 86 to 1015 code for a protein of 309 amino acids. The transcript has 6 exons. The record is from RefSeq and is a predicted model, not a curated record. Gene Ontology annotation, molecular function: holo-[acyl-carrier-protein] synthase activity; magnesium ion binding.
CCUCCUACGUGAGGACGCCGAGAAGAAGGGGGUGGGGCCACGUUCUCAUCCGCGCCAUCGGUCUGGAGUCUUGCUAGCAGUGUGUAUGGUUUUCCCAGCUAAACGGUUCUGCUCGGUGCCAUCCAUGGAGGGCGUGCGCUGGGCCUUUUCCUGUGGCACUUGGCUGCCGAGCCGAGCCGAAUGGCUGCUGGCGGUGCGAUCGAUCCAACCAGAAGAGAAGGAGCGCAUUGGCCAGUUCGUCUUUGCCCGGGACGCUAAGGCAGCCAUGGCUGGUCGUCUGAUGAUAAGGAAAUUAGUUGCAGAGAAAUUGAAUAUCCCUUGGAAUAAUAUUCGUUUGCAAAGAACUGCGAAAGGAAAACCAGUUCUUGCAAAGGACUCUUUGAACCCUUACCCCAAUUUCAACUUUAACAUCUCUCAUCAAGGGGACUAUGCAGUCCUUGCUGCUGAACCUGAGUUACAAGUUGGAAUUGAUGUAAUGAAGACUAGUUUUCCAGGUCGUGGUUCAAUUCCAGAAUUUUUUCAUAUUAUGAAAAGAAAGUUUACCAACAAAGAAUGGGAAACAAUCAGAAGCUUUAAGGAUGAGUGGACUCAAUUGGAUACGUUUUAUAGGAAUUGGGCACUGAAAGAAAGCUUCAUUAAAGCCAUUGGUGUUGGACUGGGAUUUGAAUUGCAACGGCUUGAAUUUGAUAUCUCUCCAUUAAACUUGGAAAUAGGCCAGGUUUAUAAAGAAACACGUUUGUUCCUGGAUGGGGAAGAAGAAAAGGAAUGGGUAUUUGAGGAAAGCAAAAUAGAUGAGCACCAUUUUGUUGCAGUAGCUCUUAGGAAACCUGAUGGAUCUAGACAUACAGAUGUUCCUUCUCAAGAUGAAUCUAAGCCAUCCCAGAGGCAGUUUACUAUUCUCACCUUUAAUGAUUUAAUAUCAUCUGCUGUUCCAAUGACACCUGAAGAUCCUUCAUUCUGGGACUGUUUUUACUUUACAGAAGAAAUUCUAAUACGGAAUGGUACAAAGUCAUGAUAUGAUACACUGAGUAACAAAAGAAAGUGAAAGCUUUGUCAUCUUCCAUAUUCACUGAAAAAAAGUAAAUCCCUGAUAGUAUCAAUUUUUAUUUUAAAAAGCAGUUUUAUAAGAAGCCAAAAACUUUCACUAUUAAAAAAGCAGACGUCUCUUUCAAAAUAGGCCAUGAGAGUAUAUGUUUCCCUCUUUCUGUCCAAACUUAGGUUUAAUUAAUAGAAAUCGAAAGGGUGGCAGAAUCUUCAGCUGAUAAAGUAGAAGAGGCAAAUAAUGUAGAAAGGAAAGGUUUAAAUCCUAUCUCUCAGAAAUCACUGCUCUUAAAACCUUGAGUAUCUUUCCAGACCUUUGUCUUGGCAGAUGAAACCCUAUUAACUUGUUUUUUUAAAGUGGGAACAUGCUAUUUUGUAAUUUUUUAAAUUCUGCAUCUGCUGUUGAUAACUUUAACGCCAUUACAUGAACUUGUAGUGGUUCUAGAGUACUUCCUUGUAUAACUAAUAACCAAUUUGAUCCAAGGUAACAAUGUUCAAUUACCCUUGGCUUAAGUAACUGUGAACAUUUAUAAUUCAUGGUGGUUAUUUUUGGGGUUUUGUUUGUUUGGCGUUAGCCUCAGUUUAUUUAUUCUGCCUUAGGUUCAUUCCUCUUCCCAGUUACAAGAACAACUGCUGUAACUUCCAGUUUUACAUCUUAAUAAAAUUGCAUCCAUAAGGCAGGACAGGAGAAAGGCUCUUUUUCCUAUUGUAAUUGUUUUAUUGAGAAGGAGGCCCUCUCCCAGUUGUCCCUUAAACAGUCGCCUCAGUUUCUGCCUUCUCACAUAUGGUCACAGAGAAAACCAGUGUCUGGCAUUUUUUGCCUCUGUUAGUAGAUUGUCUUGGAAAAGAAAAGGCUAAGGAGAGGAUGGCAUUAAUCUGCAGCCCACUUCCUGGCAUACGAAAUGUGUGUCGUAAUUAUGCUUAUUUUCCUCUGUAGUAGACAUUUUAGUUGUCUGCAUUUUAUUACUUAAGUGGUAGUACAGUGAAUGUCCUUGUACCUUUUAAGGUACAUAAUUAUGUUCUUAAAGUUUUAGAAGUAGAGUAACUGAUUCAAAGGGCUUAAGCAUUCAUUUUUAAAGCUUUGGUGAGUAUUACCAUAUUGCUCUUCAAAAGGCUGUACAAUAAAUCUUACACUUUCAUUUAGUAAUAUAUAUUUGACCACUUCCACCUGUACGGUCCCUGGUCAAUAUUAUGUUUUUUCCUGUGUAUUUAAUCUUUGCUAGUAUAACUGAAAAAUGUGGCAUUUUAAAAUCUGUAUUUCAUCACAAGUGAGAUAGUCAUUAGCUAUUUGUAUUUCUUUUUUAUGAAACUUUUGCUCAUCUUCAUCUGUUUUUGUUAAAAAUAGCACGUAAAGUGUGAACAUAGUAUAUUAAGAUGCCAAGACCAUCAUAUUGAUGACAGAAUCUAUUACAUGGUUGUAGUGCAUGUCUUCAGGGUUAGUCCUGUUCCUGUUCAAUAUCAAGAAGUAAAACAUUUCAUU